Molecule: messenger RNA, 1889 nt
Organism: Theobroma cacao (cacao)
Lineage: Eukaryota; Viridiplantae; Streptophyta; Magnoliopsida; Malvales; Malvaceae
Product: B3 domain-containing protein Os11g0197600-like
Molecular function (GO): DNA binding
Source: RefSeq, a predicted model, not a curated record
UCUCUCUCUCCCACUCUCGGAAGUAAAGAAAAUCGGUCUGAAUUUGAUCUUCCAACGCUGUCGAGAAAAAACCGGUGCUCCUAAUUCCCGGCAAAAGUUUUACCUUUCCCGGCGAAGAAAGUGGCGGGAAAGAUAAUCGGAGCCAGCGGCGAUGUUGAAGUUGAGACGACGGCCACAUUUUCUCAACGUUUUCUCCUCUACUUCGAGCGCCAAUCGCCUGAAAAUUCCAGUGGGAUUUAACAGAAACUUGGAGGGAAGAACUUCUGGGUCAGUUUUGUUAAGAGGACCAAGUGGGUACAGUUGGGUUGUUGAAUUGGUUCGCAAAGAUGACGACUUGUUGUUCGUUGAAGGUUGGGCAGAUUUCGUUAGAGAUCAUAGCGUAGAAUGUGGUGAUUUUUUGGUUUUUAGAUAUGAUGGUGACUUGGUUUUCGAUGUUAAAGUUUUUGAUCAAAGCUCUUGCGAGAAAGAAGCUGCUUUUCAUUGUAAAUGCAGUCAAGGUGGUAGUGAAUAUGAUAGAAUUGUAGGGCAGAAGAGAGGUAGGGAGGAUGGAGGUGUUUCACUGGAUCAAGAUUGUGAAGGGUUGGUAAAGAGAACUAGAGAAAGCUCUUCGGAAUUCGAUAGGGAUGUGGCUGAUAAAGAACAUUGCGGGUAUGAGCCGAUACUUGCAGCUAAAACACGUCGAGGAUUAGCUUCAUGUGAUGAAAACAAUGAGGGAACCAUCCUGAAAACAUCUGGCACAGAAGAUUUGAAUCUGCAUGGUGGUGGCUGUACACCGAUGGUAGCAGAAUUUGAAGAGAAAAAAGUGGCCCAAUCUUUUAAUUCGAGCUUUCCAUUUUUUGUAAGAAUUAUGAAAAGAUUCAAUGUCAGUGGCUCAUAUACAUUGAAUAUUCCAUAUCAGUUUGCAAUGGAACAUCUCCCAAAGUGCAAGACGGAGAUUGUCCUUCGGAAUCUGAAAGGAGCUUGUUGGACUGUGAAUUCUGUGCCAACAACAAGAGUGCACACUAGUCAUACUUUAUGUGGUGGAUGGCUGGGCUUUGUCCGUAGUAAUGAGAUCAAGGUUGGAGACAUUUGUAUUUUUGAAUUUGUGCGCAAAUUUGAAUUGCGUGUUCAUAUUCUUCGGGUUGGAGGGGAAGACCCGGACAGGCAAAGUGGAAAAGCAGUAUCCAAUGUGUUAAUUAACAGGUCUGAUGCCACCUUACCAAUAAAAUUUGUAAAAAAAUCUUCAAAGGUCCACUCAAAAUCUAUGAAAAAAGUUCAAAUGUGUGAUAACAAAGGAUUUAAGAUGCUUGACAAAAAAAAAUAUGGUAAUGCAGCAAAGAAGUCUGCCAGUGUUGCGCUCUGCUCUUUGUCAAGAUCAGGCAAUGAAAAGCAAGAAGCAGCUAUUGGUGGUUUGAGAAUGAUGUUGGCACUUGAUGAAGAAAAAGCAGCUCAGUCUUUUGCUUCUGGUUUUCCUAGCUUUGUGAGAAUCAUGAGAAAGUUCAAUGUCAGUGGCUCAUAUACUCUGAAAAUACCAUAUAAGUUUUCAAAGGCGUAUCUUCCGUAUUGCAAAACAGAGGUUGUUCUUCGUAAUAUGCAAGGCAAAUGGUGGACAGUAAAUUCUGUCCCAGACUCGAAAGGGCGAGCGGUGCAUACCUUUUGUGGAGGCUGGAUGGCCUUUGUUCGUGACAAUGACAUCAAGAUGGGGGAUAUCUGCAUAUUUGAACUUGUUAAUAAGUGUGAGAUGUAUGUUCAUAUAUCAGGGUCGGGAAGAAAAGGGCUAGAUCAUCAGCAUGCUUCAACUGAGUUGCUAACUUUGAGAUAAAAUUCCUUUGAAACCUUAAUUCAAGUUAGGGCACUAUUUGCAAGCGCUUCAACUGCUGCACUUAUCGAUUUGCUCUCACUUUUGGCUU